Molecule: messenger RNA, 1321 nt
Organism: Alligator sinensis (Chinese alligator)
Lineage: Eukaryota; Metazoa; Chordata; Crocodylia; Alligatoridae
Gene: GCHFR
Product: GTP cyclohydrolase I feedback regulator
Exons: 3
Coding region: 16-327 (103 amino acids)
Biological process (GO): negative regulation of biosynthetic process
Cellular component (GO): cytoplasm; nucleus
Molecular function (GO): GTP cyclohydrolase binding
Source: RefSeq, a predicted model, not a curated record
GAGAAGGGCGGAGCCAUGUCCAGACAAGCGCAGGAGGUUGGCCCCACGAUGGUGGGAGAUGAGCAUUCUGAUCUGGCUCUGAUGAACUAUCUGGGAGCCACUAAGAGGAACAUGCUGGGGAACCAUUUCUGGGAGUAUUAUGUAAAUGAUGCACCCCGGACCGUGUUGGACAAGCUGGAGAACUAUGGCUAUCGAGUGGUCAGCAUGACUGGGGUGGGGCAGACACUGGUCUGGUGUCUGCAUAAAGAAGACAACAAUGUUCCACCGGGGCGUGACGUCAAUGUUGAUCCUGUAAAACUACAGCCUAGAAGUGAGCUUCCCCAAUGAGAAUCUCCUGUAUGUUCCACUUUCCAGCCACGUUCAGGGGAAGUGCUGCAUAGUCAAAACUUCACAUAAUGGAAAACUGCCAUCAAUGCCAUUACAUGAGCCCCAAGGAGAGGUAGGUUUGCCCAUUCAGUUCUGAGGAUAAAAGUCAUGCAUGGAGAAUGAAUGGCCCCAAACUCUGCAUUAGUCUCAGUGGUACUUUGGAACACAUUUACAGAGUUAAUCUUGUCCUAUGCAAGUGUUUGAGUUAGGUCAAGUCCUGGCUUUGUCUCUGUGGAGCAGUGGAGUACUAAGCUUCUUGCUUAGGGGGAUCACACAUGGGGGUGGGCCAAGCAUGGGCCACUUGUUACACAGUCCCCAGAAUAGGAGGUCAAACAAUACCCCAGUUGCUGCUGUUUGAGGAAAACCUCUCCUUGGGCAUGUCCCCCCACUCCUAGGAUUAAGGUUAGGGAUGCACCGAUAAAGAUUUUCUUGGCUGAUACUGAUAGCCAAUGAUUAACCAACCAUAUCGGCUGAUGCCGAUCCAAUAAUCGAUCUUUAGUAAUAGUGAAAGCCAUUUUAAACUACUGACUACUCCUGCUGCUCGCUGGGACCUGUAGUCUGUUGUGGGCUCAGGCUGGCAGCAGGAUGCAAAGCCUGGACCACGCUCACCAGGGUGCUCCAGACGUGGCCAUAAUUAUCAGCUACAAUGACCAAAAAAGCUGAUAGCUAAUAAUGUCAUUUCUCCUUUUAUUGGUGCCGAUCAGAUAGCCAACUGAAAUAUCGGUGCACCCCUAAUUAAGGUUUCUGUGGUCAGACUCUGUCAUCCCCAAAAGAACCAUUCCAGCAUAACUGGAAAAACUGCAGAAAUAUCUUUGGGCAGUAUAUCAUUGAAAUAAGGCCCUGUGAAUAUUUCAUGUUUUGGCUAUGUAAUCUUACCAACUGCAGGUCACUGAUGGAUUGACUUGAGCUGUAUGUAUGAUCGACUGCUGCUGGUGGAUAAACUAAUAAAACUAAU